AUGUCGAAUUCAUCCAACAUCGGCGGCAAGUCCUCAUCGACUCAACCAUCCGCCGCCCACGCCGCCCCUCCCUUCUCCCCGGCUGCAUCCUCGAGUUUCGACUCCAACCGUCGUCCCUUCCAGAGCAGCCAGUCCAUUGCAAUCGCCGCGCCCAGGAAGGGACAGGGCCAACGCAAGCAACACCGAACCCAGAAAAGAGCUGGCUCAUACAGGGACGACGAGGACGAGAUGGACGAGAUAAGGGCCAUCCGUAACGCCUCCAGCCGCCGUGGCCAGACCUCCAUCACUCAUUUGCUGAAUUACUCCUCGCCGCGGCCCCGUUUCGAGAACCACCACACCCCCUACAACCGAAACUACCGCCGCAAUCCCACCUGGGGCCCGGGAUCAGGUUACCACACCGCCGAUAAGGCCCGCUAUGUACAUGCCAACUACCGUUUCAUUGUGUCGCCCAAGGGCAAUUACUCGAAGCAGGCUGUCGAUGCGGACGAGCAUCUAGACUGGGCAGAUGUGCUCCAGGUGUUGGCUUCUGCCGAGUCGCAGGCCGCGUCCUGUCCAAUCUGCCUGUCCGAGCCUGUCGCACCUCGGAUGGCAACAUGCGGCCAUAUUUUCUGCCUGCCGUGUCUGAUUCGGUACAUGCACUCGACCUCGAGCGAGGAAGCCAGCGCGCAUGAGAAGAAAUCUAGAUGGAAGAAGUGUCCAAUCUGCGAUGACAGCGUACAAGUGUCUGAAGUGCGACCGGUGCGCUUCUACGCCGGCCAGGAGAGCCCACUACCGCGGCCUGGCGACGAUGUCGUUCUUCGUCUCAUGAUGCGCUACGACAAGUCGACACUCGCAUUACCCAAGGAAGGCGGAGCAGAGGUUCUGAGUUCCGGGGAUGAGAUCCCCUGGCACUUUGCAGCCAAUGUCCUGGAUUAUGCCCGCAUCAUGCGGGGCACAUCCGAUUACAUGACGGAGCAGUAUAAUAACGAGAUUGAGCAAUUGACCAAACAAGAGAAAGAGGACGAGCUGCUUUUCAACGAGGACGGGGAGUGGACGCAGCGGGCUGUCAAGGCGAUCGAGGCUUCCAAGGACAGAGUCAAAGACCUGGGAGAAGUUGAGGUCGCCUUGGCGGAAGCGUCCAAGGAUUCGAGCUCUGGCAAGCGUGCAGAGUCUGAGCACGAGUUCUACUUUUACACCUCACCCCCACACCUUUACCUCUCGCCCUUGGAUAUCCGGAUCCUCAAGACAAAGUACGGCUCCUUCUCACAGUUUCCGUCAACACUCUUGCCAAGAGUGGAGCACAUUUCGACGGGAAACACGCUUGACGACGCACUACGGAAGCGAGCAAAGUAUCUUGGGCACAUCCCCAGAGGAUGUCUCAUUUCCUUCCUGGAGUGCGAUUGGACAGAUAUCGUCCCGAAUGAGGUUCUGGAUACCUUCAAGGACGAGAUUGAGCGACGGCGGAAACGUAAUCGUGACAAGGAUGCACAGGAAGAGCGUGAACGUCAACAAGCAGAACGCCUGGAAUCUGCUGCAUAUCGUCGUGGGCCGGGGAGGACCAUCCUAAGCGCUGCGGACGAGAGUUUCACCAUGCGGUAUAGCGAUGAGGGCAACUCUGACCGCCUGAACAUGGACGAUUUUCAACCACUUGGCGCAGCAAGCACGACUCCUCCAAAUCCUCGACCUGGCUUCACCCCGCUGGCAUCAAUGUCCACCAGUCCCUCGACGCAGAGGACAAUAUGGGGCACCCCGGCCAUUCCACCAUCCCCCACAUCAGGCCCGACGGACCCAGUAGAUGUGGAUGACGGAUGGCUCAGGAACGACCAAUUCCUUGACUCACUUGGAGCAGCAGAGUUGGCCGUUCAGAUGGAGGCAUUGGGUGUGGAGCCCGCAACGCCAGAGGGAGCUUCGGGAGGCAACAGCGGGGGCAAGAAGAAGAAGAAGCAGAAGCAGAAAAUCACUCUGAUGAGCACUGGUGGUAAGAGAGGCAACUAG
Messenger RNA from Diaporthe batatas, 1974 nucleotides. RefSeq lists its product as uncharacterized. Gene Ontology annotation, molecular function: transcription cis-regulatory region binding. Gene Ontology annotation, biological process: positive regulation of transcription by RNA polymerase II. The coding region runs from base 1 to 1974 and encodes 657 amino acids. The transcript has a single exon. Lineage: Eukaryota; Fungi; Ascomycota; Sordariomycetes; Diaporthales; Diaporthaceae. The record is from RefSeq and is a predicted model, not a curated record.